CCCCACCCAGGUUUGUAACUAAAUGAUAUCCCGGACUGACAGCUUCAAAGCAGGCUCCAGAAUUAUCUCAAAGAACGCUCCCUCUGAGUGAGUACACCAUGGCUUUCCCCAAGUUCUUAUAUGCCGUGUGCAUUCUGCUUGUUCUUGCUGCUGCUCUCCUUCUCCAUUACAUUGGAAGUAACACCCCUCCGUUGCCUACACAGCUCAGGAAUCCAACAGCUUUCAAGAACCUAUCUACUACUACCCUCCCCAUGGCAUCCGGGAUGAAGACCGUGGCUUAUUUUGUCAAUUGGGCAAUCUAUGGUCGCAACUAUAACCCGCAGGAUCUCCCUGCGGAUAAGCUCACCCACGUUCUCUAUGCAUUUGCCAAUGUCCGUCCGGAUUCGGGCGAAGUCUACCUGUCAGACACCUGGUCCGACAUUGAAAAACACUACCCCACUGAUUCGUGGAAUGAUACGGGCAACAAUGUCUACGGCUGUGUUAAGCAGCUCUUCCUGUUGAAGAAGCAGAAUAGACAACUGAAGGUCCUGCUUUCCAUUGGAGGAUGGACCUAUUCUUCGAACUUUGCCCAGCCGGCCAGUACUGAUGCGGGACGCACUACCUUCGCUCAGACUGCUACCAAGCUCGUGACUGACCUUGGUUUUGAUGGCAUUGAUAUUGAUUGGGAGUAUCCCCAGAAUGACCAACAGGCACAGGACUUGGUGUCCCUCCUCCAGAAGUGUCGUGAGACACUGGAUGCCGCUGCAGGAGCGAAUCGCAAGUUCCUCCUGACCAUUGCUUGUCCCGCCGGCCCUGAAAACUACAACAAGCUUAGACUUCGGGAGAUGACGCCCUACUUGGACUUCUACAACCUCAUGGCUUACGACUACGCUGGUAGCUGGGAUACCAACGCUGGUCACCAGGCAAAUCUUUAUCCUUCCAGCGAUAAUGCCCAAUCAACCCCAUUCUCGACCAUCCAGGCCGUGAACCACUACGUCCGAGUUGGAGGCGUGCCAUCCUCCAAGAUCAUCUUGGGUAUGCCAUUAUACGGCCGUGCCUUUACCAACACCGAUGGCCCCGGAAGGCCUUUCUCUGGCGUCGGCGAGGGAAGCUGGGAACAGGGUGUAUGGGAUUACAAGGCUCUUCCACGGCCAGGAGCGACCGAGUACUUGGACACCAACAUUGGUGCCUCAUGGUCUUAUGAUGCGUCGACUCGCACUAUGAUCUCCUACGACACCGUCGGUAUGGGUGAGAUCAAAGUCAACUUCAUUAAGCAGCAUCAGCUCGGCGGUGGGAUGUGGUGGGAGACAAGCGGUGACAAGGGGGGCAAGACUGCAAAUAAAGCAGACGGCAGCCUGAUUGGGACCUUUGUUGAUGGUAUCGGGGGUGUUUCGGUCUUGGAUCAGUCUCAGAAUGCCAUCAGUUAUCCCGAUAGCCAGUAUGAUAACAUGAGGGCCGGUUUCCCUUAAGACAUUGUCGGGUGUUCAUUCAUUUGUGUCC
This is a messenger RNA of Aspergillus ochraceoroseus IBT 24754, 1479 nucleotides long. Its product is annotated as glycoside hydrolase family 18 protein. Gene Ontology annotation, molecular function: chitinase activity; chitin binding. The record is from RefSeq and is a predicted model, not a curated record. The coding region runs from base 99 to 1448 and encodes 449 amino acids. The transcript is spliced from 7 exons. Gene Ontology annotation, cellular component: extracellular region. NCBI's taxonomy places the organism in Eukaryota, Fungi, Ascomycota, Eurotiomycetes, Eurotiales, Aspergillaceae. Gene Ontology annotation, biological process: carbohydrate metabolic process; chitin catabolic process.